Messenger RNA from Cajanus cajan (pigeon pea), 1945 nucleotides. It is a transcript of the gene CPL4, whose product is annotated as C-terminal domain phosphatase-like 4. Gene Ontology annotation, molecular function: RNA polymerase II CTD heptapeptide repeat phosphatase activity. Gene Ontology annotation, cellular component: nucleus. The record is from RefSeq and is a predicted model, not a curated record. NCBI's taxonomy places the organism in Eukaryota, Viridiplantae, Streptophyta, Magnoliopsida, Fabales, Fabaceae.
GGAGACACGACUCUUGCUCUCUCACGACACGACUCACUCACGCGCAACCCUCGCUCCGCUCUCUCUUGUGCUGCUUCAAACCACUCUCUCAUCUCUAUGAUCUAGGCCAGAAAGAAAAUUCGAUGAGAGUGCCAGUUUGUAUGUGUUGUGCUAUGCAUCAUCCAUUUUAGUGAUUGGAUAGUGUGUAUGCGUGCAUAUAUGAUGGAUUAUACAUCUUUUACGAUGAGGAGAGAAGAAAAAAACAUGAGAAUGAGUGCUGAAAAGAAGAAGAUGAAGCUUCUGUGUUAUGUGAUAAAAAAAACAGCGAUUUGAAUAGUGUGUUAUGGGGUUUGUGAAUGUGAGAUUGAGAAAGUGAACCCUCGUUGUUAAUGAGUAUUUUUAAUAACAAGAUGAGUGUUGUUGCCGAUUCUCCUGUACAUUCGUCCAGCAGUGAUGACUUCAUUGCAUUUCUUGAUGCUGAACUAGAUGCAAGUUCACCCAACUUGUCACCAGAUGAUGAAGCCGAAAACCAGGAUGAUCUUGAGAGUGUCAGAAUUAAAAGGCGUAAAUUUGAAAGCAUUGAGGAAACUAAGGGGUCUACUUCAGAAGGAAUCAUUGAACGAAAUUUAGAGGCAUCUACGGAGGUAGAUGCAUGUACCCAUCCUGGCUCUUUUGGAAAUAUGUGUAUACGUUGUGGGCAAAAGUUGGAUGGGGAAGCCGGUGUGACAUUUGGGUACAUACAUAAGGGACUGAGACUGCAUGAUGAGGAAAUUUCUAGAUUGCGCAAUACAGACAUGAAGAGCUUGUUAUGUCGUAAAAAGCUCUACUUGGUUCUUGACCUAGAUCACACACUGUUAAAUUCCACUCACCUUGCUGAUUUGAGUUCAGAAGAGUCGUAUUUACUUAACCAGACAGAUUCUCUAGGAGAUGUCUCCAAAGGUAGCCUUUUCAAAUUGGAGCAUAUGCAUAUGAUGACCAAGUUGAGGCCCUUUGUCCGCCCAUUUCUAAAAGAAGCAAGUGAAAUGUUUGAGAUGUACAUAUAUACUAUGGGUGAUCGGCCUUAUGCAUUAGAGAUGGCUAAGCUACUUGAUCCUCAAGGAAAAUAUUUCAAUGCUAAAGUUAUUUCUCGAGAUGAUGGGACUCAACAGCGUCAAAAAGGUCUUGAUGUUGUGUUAGGGCAAGAAAGUGCAGUCCUAAUUCUUGAUGAUACAGAACACGCAUGGAUGAAGCAUAAAGAUAAUCUGAUACUGAUGGAAAGAUACCAUUUUUUUGCUUCAAGUUGUCGGCAGUUUGGUUUCAAUUGCAAAUCCCUUGCCGAACUGAAGAGCGAUGAAGAUGAAUCUGAUGGAGCACUUGCUAAAAUUCUCAAAGUGCUCAAGCAAGUCCAUUGCAUAUUUUUUGAUAAACAUCAAGAAGAUCUUGUUGACCGAGAUGUGAGGCAGGUUUUGUCGUCAGUUCGAAGUGAAGUCUUAAGUGGAUGUGUGAUCGUUUUCAGCCGUAUUUUUCAUGGUGCAUUACCAUCUCUGCAGAAGAUGGCGGAGCAGAUGGGAGCUACUUGUUUGACAGAAAUUAACUCCUCUGUGACACACGUAGUUGGUACUGAUGCUGGAACCGAGAAGUCCCGGUGGGCAGUGAAAGAAAAUAAGUUCUUGGUUCAUCCCCGAUGGAUAGAGGCUGCAAAUUAUUUUUGGCAAAAGCAGCCUGAGGAGAACUUCAUUAUAAAAAAAAAGCAGUAGUCACAUUUCUUGUAGUAUCAAACACUGCCGUGUUCAUAAUAGUUUGUUUAUUAUAGUUGCCCAAGUCUCUGAAAGGAUUUCUAAUACCUAACCAACAACUUUCUUCAGAUUGUGAAACUUGAACAGUCAACUUACCAUUUGAGUAGAAAAUAGAACCAUUUUUUACUUUAAUUCGUUUACAUUUGGAAUAUUUGUUUUCUAUCGUAGUUUUGAUGAGGGAGGCACCGGAA